AUGAACACCACCUACCGUCUGGCUGUUCCAGUGAGAAAACGUGUUGCAAUUGCUCUGUGGAAGCUGGCUACUGGCAUUGAGUAUAGGACCAUUAGCCACCUUUUUGGGGUAGGUCUAAGCACAGUGUUUAACUGUGUUCAGGAUUUCUGUGACUCCGUUAUAAAGGUCUUGCUCCCUCAACACAUCACCACCCCAGAUGCUGCUAAGCUGGUUGAAAUUGCCACCUUCUUCCAUAACCGCUGGAGAAUACCACAGGUUGUUGUUGCAAUAGAUGGAAGCCACAUCCCAAUCAUUGCCCCCGAUGAGUAUCCCCGGGACUACUUUAACCGGAAAGGGUGGCACUCGAUAAUAUUGCAAGGAGUUGUGGACGGCAGAGGCCUGUUUUGGGAUGUGUGUGUGGGCUAUGCAGGGAGUAUGCAUGACGCAAGAGUGCUAAGGCAGUCAAAUUUAUGUGAUCAACUUAGUGAUGGUGAAUUACUUGGACAAAACAAAAAGAUCAUCUCUGGCAUUAAUGUUGGACACUACCUCAUCGGUGACCCUGCUUACCCAAUGCAGAACUGGCUUAUGAAGCCCUUCUCCGACUCUGAAAGACUCUCACCUGAACAACACACCUACAAUUACAGGCUGAGCAGUGCACGUUCGGUUGUAGAGACGGCUUUUGGAAGGUUGAAGGGCCGUUGGAGAUGUCUCCUCAAAAGAAAUGACUGCAAGUUGGAGCUCAGCAAGAAAAUGACGUUGACCUGCUGUGUGCUUCAUAAUAUUUGUGAAGAGCAUGGUGACAAUUUCAUGGAGGAGCGUGUAGACGGGCAGUUACACAUUCAACCUCCAGGUCAGGCAUUACCUGAGCAUGGUGAGCCAGAAGGGGCAGAUAUUAGAGCAGCCUUAAUCAACUAUUUCAGUAGAGAGGAGUGA
Etheostoma spectabile (orangethroat darter) is the source of this 912-nucleotide messenger RNA. Its product is annotated as protein ANTAGONIST OF LIKE HETEROCHROMATIN PROTEIN 1. The record is from RefSeq and is a predicted model, not a curated record. The coding region runs from base 1 to 912 and encodes 303 amino acids. NCBI's taxonomy places the organism in Eukaryota, Metazoa, Chordata, Actinopteri, Perciformes, Percidae. The transcript has a single exon.